This is a messenger RNA of Austrofundulus limnaeus, 1713 nucleotides long. RefSeq names its product 2-oxoglutarate and iron-dependent oxygenase domain containing 2 (gene ogfod2). Gene Ontology annotation, molecular function: iron ion binding; oxidoreductase activity, acting on paired donors, with incorporation or reduction of molecular oxygen; L-ascorbic acid binding. Lineage: Eukaryota; Metazoa; Chordata; Actinopteri; Cyprinodontiformes; Rivulidae. The record is from RefSeq and is a predicted model, not a curated record.
AAGAAGAAGAAGAAGAAGAAGACUGAUUUUUGCAGAGUAUUUUUACUGAAGUAUCAGGUAAUGUCAUGUGAGGACAUGGCAGCUGAGGUAGGCAGGAAGCCCCAGUUUUAUAUGUGUAGCUGUUUUACAACUAAUAAUAUUUUCYUGGACGAUUACAAGCUGCAUGUUCGCUUUGUUUCUGAACACCAGUUCAGGCUGGACUAUCAGACACAGCUGACGAGGCUCGGCUGCGUCACUGACCAGCAGUAUGAGGAAGUGCUUGACAAGAUUCACAAGGAAGUGGACAGACGGCGGCAGCUGUGUGUUGUGUCUGCUGAUCGAGCUGCUGUGAUACAACGCACAUACCGGCCUCUCCAUCCUCAUGUCUACCACCUGCAGGAGGCUUUUCUCACUCCACAACUCAAGCAGAUUGUGGAGUACUGUCGAAGCAGCAGUGCUGACAAAGAAGGUCUCAUGGAACUGCUGGAAGAAGAGCCAGAUCCUCCUCAAUGAGCUCGGCUUUGAUGAAGGUUUCAUCACUCCCCUCCGUGAGCACUAUUUGCACCCAGUUACGUCCCUGCUUUACCCAGACUGCGGGGGUUGUUGUCUGGAUAGUCACAAGGCCUUUGUGGUCAAAUAUGACAUGAACGAAGACCUGGACCUAAGCUAUCACUACGACAAUGCAGAGGUCACCCUGAAUGUUUCACUAGGCAAAGAGUUUACUGAUGGCAACCUGUACUUUGGCGAUAUGAGACAGGUGCCUGUGUGUGAGACAGAGUGCACGGAGGUCGAACAUAAAGUCACCGAGGGGCUCCUCCACCGGGGCCAGCACAUGCACGGGGCCCUGCCCAUCUCCUUCGGCCAGCGCUGGAACAUCAUCAUCUGGAUGAGAGCCUCACAGGAACGCAACAAACUGUGCCCCAUGUGUAACAAGAGUCCCUGUCUAGUGGAGGGAGAUGGCUUUGCUGAUGGCUUCACCAAACAYGAGGCACCACUGAAUACGUCGUGUGCACUGGCAUGACCGUUUGAUGUUCAUGCUUUCAUAUAGUUGUGUAACUGGGAUUGUUGGACAUUUAGGUAAAUAGUUUGAUUUAUUUAAAAACUGUGUUUCUGUGUAAAUAAAAUGAGGUGAUGUUAAUUUUAAAGCUUGUUUGGAGAAACAGUUGAAGUCCAACAGGACUGAUGAGGUAACAAAUCAAGUUAAAACCAGAGUGAAAUGAUGUCAUUUUAAAAUGGCUUCUGUCUCCAGAUUUUCAGGUUUUCUUGAGCAMAGUUUUAUCAUCCAUUCAUCUGGUUCACUUCUGCAGCUUAUCUGUGAUGGUUCACACAUGCAUUGAGUUCGAGAGAGAAACCCAGACAUCCCUUUUCCCAGCAACACUGUUCAGCUUCUCCUGAUCCAACGUUUGUUCCCGAGUCAGAGAGGAUUAUGUUAACAUCUGCCAACCACUGCUGUACUCUUUACAGUGCCUUGUUCUUUGAGAUAAAUAAUCUCCAUCAUUGGAAUAACUUACCUGCCAGCUGCCAUCAAACUGUAUGAACAAUGUAGAAAUGUGUACUAAAGUGUAUGCUACUAAAUGUACCCCCCUACAAUUUUGUAUAUUUUAUACACUAUUUUUUAAUAUUUGUGUAUUUUAGUAUUAAUAGCUUGUAUUGAUACCUUAUUGAUGCUGUUGUCUGUGAACUUGUAAUUUCCUGCAAAGGAUCAAUAAAGUAUCCAUCUAAUCCUUCCAGUAA